Messenger RNA from Symbiodinium sp. CCMP2592, 2397 nucleotides. NCBI's taxonomy places the organism in Eukaryota, Dinophyceae, Suessiales, Symbiodiniaceae. The record is from the annotation of a GenBank genome assembly.
AUGGCAAACGGCGAUGACUCCGCAGGCUCCUUCAUCCACAGGUUGUUGAAGGAAGAGGAAGCCACGGAAUGGGCGCAGGAAGCCGGCGAUGAGGAGAUGCUCCCCUACGAGGAGGAGGAGCUGAAGGAGGAGAUGAUGGAGGAGGAGUGCCCGGAGGAGGACUGCCACGAGGAGGGCUAUGCAGAAUAUGCUGAAGGGGAGGAGGAGGAGAUGGAGGAGCUACCAGCGGAAGCUCAGCCCGAGGAUGGACAGCCUGCAGAGGAGGAGGAGGAGGAUCCUGAGCUGGACGCGAAGUUUCAGGGCCUCCUUCAGUCGCUCCAGGCCGCUGAGGCGCAGGACGAAGCCGAAGCCGCCGAAGCCGAGACCGAACAGGCGGCCGUGCAGGAGCCGUCGAAGCCCUCGCGCCCGCCACCACAGAUUGCGCCCUGGCACCAGCAGAAGCCAAUCGGAGGCUUCACAAAGCCGCGGGAGCCACGAGGCCCUCCGCCCCCAGACGUGGCCCGCGCCUCGAAGCGGCGGAGUCUGGAUCUGCGAGAAGGGCACGGGCGCCUGGAGACAUCCUCCAGAGGAGCCUGGAACGUCCUGCCCCCUCCGCCGCCGAGGCCGCCGGCUCCUGCCAGCCUGCAGGGUGCGGAGGUUGCGCCGGGCGCGAAGGUGGUGCCUCCACGAGAGCCAGGCGGUGAAGCUAAUGCAGCUUCGGCAAGCAGUGUGGGGCCGAGGCCGCCCAAAGGAGCGCCUCCGCCCGGGCUGCGGGAGCAAAAAGGCGACGGUCGCGUGGUGCCUGCACGCAAGAAGGAGACAGCAGGCCCUGCGGAGCGAUCGGCCAACGCCUCAGCCGCCCUGGAGAAGGCAAAGGACCUCUUCGCCAAAGGCAAGAAAAACGGGGACCAGGCCUUCAACCCACCUGUUCGAUGGAACAUCGCUGGCGCGAAGUCUUCGAAUCUGCGGGAGUCUUUGCAGAAGCAUUUAGCGAUGAAGAAGCAAGAGGAGCUUCGCAAACACGAGGAGAAGACGGCAACGAAGCAAACGACGCCUGCAGAGCCGCGACCGUGGAAAGAGUCUUCUUCAGCCCAGGCGGCUCCGACGCCCUCGGCUCCGUCUAGGCCUCCGCCGAGUGGCGGCAGUGGGAGUGCCUGGGACUCUGCGGCGCUGCGGCUUAAAGCCACGGGCACGACGGAAAAGGACAAGACGGACUUGAAGAAUUUCGUUACGGAUCUCCAGUUGAAUGAUGAGCAGGUGGAGCUCGGCCUUCAGUUCCUGGAGAGGUCGAAGCUGCGCAGCCUCCUCGCCCAGAAGGACCGGGUGCUAAAGUCGUGCAAGGAUCCAGCGGCGAGGAUAGAAAACGUCCGAAAGAUGAUAGCAGCGGCCGACCCUGCCGCUGACGAGCUGGUCAGGCGGAUCGACAGAGAGGACCGAGACGGCCCCAAAGCGGCAGCCUCACCGGCGCCUAAGACGCCACCAAAGGCACCGCCGAAGAAGGUGCCGCCUCCCCCGGCGAAGCCACCGCCAAAGGAGAUCUUACAGGGUGCCGAGGGCGCCGCCAGGACGCUCCGGAAGGCGAUCGAGGAAGCUUCGAAAAAACGGCCGCCUGAACCCAAGCAGGCUCCACCGAAGCAGGCGCCGCAGAAGCUUUGGCCGACAGAAAAGGCGCAUCCGUCGGCGAAGGCGCCAGCAGCGCCCGCAGCAGCUGCGCGGGGCUCCACGCCGCCACCUCCACCGCCCCAAGGGCCACCGCCCGGCACCGCCCCGCCGCCAAAGGCACGGCCAGCAAGCGCGAGCCGAAUGGCGGCAAAGGCUCCGUCGACACCGCCACCCGCACCGCCGGCACCGGCACCGCCGGCACCUGCCUCACAGCCACCAAAGCCAAAGCCAAGCGCACCAAGUCAGCCGGCAGUGCCGCCGCCACCGCCUGGGCCUCCUCCGCCACCGCAGGUGAUGCCGAAGGCGGAGCUGAGACCCCGGAUGCCCCAGCAGGGAAAGCCGCAGCCGCCAAAGACGCCCCCGCCGACGAUCCCCAAGGCGGUGACCUUCCCAGCCGCAAAGGCGUCGCCCGCCAAGAUGGUACCCCCGCCUCCCAAAGCCAGCGGUGCACAAGGCCGAGACAGAAGCCGCAGUCGCGACAGGUCAGAGGCGCCGGGCAAGGCGCCGGGCGAGGCGGCAGACGACAUGGCCGCCUUCCUUCGCGAGCUGGACCCCUCCGGCCAGAUGGACGGGUACGCCGCUCGUCUCCGCAGCGAGUUCGGCAGCCGUGCCCAGUUGCGGGCGGCGGUUGUCGACGAGACCGCCUCCGGUCUCGCGAUGGUGGACCCGGCGGUCUUCGAGGCGCUGCAGAUGCGCGCCUUGGGCCACAAGCUGCUGCUCGUGCGCGGCCUGAAGAAGCUGUUGAGAAGCGAGUGA